Molecule: messenger RNA, 2308 nt
Organism: Bactrocera latifrons
Lineage: Eukaryota; Metazoa; Arthropoda; Insecta; Diptera; Tephritidae
Product: AF4/FMR2 family member 4
Exons: 3
Coding region: 1-2130 (709 amino acids)
Biological process (GO): potassium ion transmembrane transport; stabilization of membrane potential
Cellular component (GO): membrane
Molecular function (GO): potassium ion leak channel activity
Source: RefSeq, a predicted model, not a curated record
AUGCUAAUGGCAACAACAGCAACGGCAGCACCGAAAUCAAUGCAACAACAAUGUCAGCAACUUUAUAGCCGCUCGGCCACACCAUCACCGCAACAUUUGCAACAGCAGCCGCAACAACAACAACAUGCCAUGCAAACAUUCCACAUCGUAUCGGCCGGUUCGUCGCCCACACAACAAGGUCAACAACAGCAACAACAACUACAAGCACUGCCAACAAUGCGUCAGUACGCSACACUGCAAACGCACCASCAUAARCCGCAACAACAACAACAACAACCACARCAGUAUGUUGCUGUGCCCAGCGGUGCGCURGUGCGUUUUCAARCAACAACAACAGCAACGCCGGCCGCAACAGGCAUCACCGCAGCGCUGAGUGGCAGUGGCAAUAAUUGCACAACCGACGGCAAUGGCAACGUCGGCAUCGGUGUGGGCGCCACACUCAUCGCCACCGGCAUGUCGGGCAAUUGUUAUCAAUCGGCGAAUGUGUCAGUGCCAGGCGGGGGCACAGCGACGGCCACAAUUUACUUUCCAAUUGCCACAGCAGCGCAUCCACAGCAAUACCAACAGCAACAACAACAACAACACCAGCCAACAUCGAGCUUCACGUCCGUUGCCUCUGCGGCAGCAACAACAGCAAACAAUGACGCUACAAUAGCGACAACCAUGAGUGGCACCAGCUUGGGAUCGGGCAGCAGCAACGCAGCCGCAGCGCAAUUGCUUUGCAAUCAGCCGAUUGUGAAAUAUCACACAAUACAACUAACGCAUGCUACGCGAAAACCGCAACAACAACAACAACAAACGCUACAGCAACCGUCGUUGAUGAGCAACGCGGCUGAUGUGAUGCCACUGCCGCCACCGCCGGCAUACCAAACGGCAACGGUGCACGGUAUACGUCGAGCGAAAUUCCUGACUAAACCGCUGCCACYGGAGAUCAGCACAUUAGUAGCCGGCGAGCGCGAUUUAACCUGCCGACAUGAUUUAUUAUUACAACAAAGCGGUGGCAGUACUGCCAGCAACAAUGUAAGCAAUGCACCUACAACACCAACACAAUCGACAAUAUAUGCCGGUACAACAUCAAAAGCAACAUCGAAUGCAUCAAACGCAACAACGAUUGCAAUGUUGACAGCCGGAUUGACAGCAACAGCGGCGGCAUGUAGCGGUAAUGCACCAACAACAAAAACUGYUGCUGCARCAACAGCCAACAACACACAAAUGGGCGCAUUAAUGUCCGGCACAUCGUCCAUGGUUGGUUCGAAUGCCACAGUCGACAUAAUGGAGGAUGAAGAAGAGCAYGAACAGCAACGUUUGGGCAACUGCCCACACGGCACACCAUCACGCGUACCACUCAUCUCUGGCAGCAGUGGYGCCAUUAACRCACACAGCACCGCCGGCAGUGCAGACGAAGRGCAGCGCGGUGCGCGCAGUCUCUUCAAUGCCACUGCAGCCUCCUUCCAUCGGCACACACUAAACACCUUCCAACGCAAUGCGGCGGCACGUAAAUCAACCACAUAUGCCGCAACACGACGCGCCGGCUGCAACAUGCACGCAACAAGCCACCGAAGUGGGAAAUCGAGCAGCUGUUAUGGCGACACAGCCACCGAAACCUCCGACGACGAGGAGGCGGACGCGGAAGCGGCGUACAUGCAACGUGACGCCACAGCUGGCGAACAGUUCCGCUUAACAAAACUCAACAAAGGUAACAAACAAACAAAGCCAGAUGAACAGACUGCCUACUGUGAUACUGAUGCGACUGCCGACGAGGCUGAGGACGAUGAGACCGCCUCGAAUGUCGACGCCGAGACGGAGGAGACCGGYGCACAGGUGCCCAUCAGCAUUGUGCUGCUCAUACUCAUCUGCUACAUAUGCUUGGGCACGGURAUUUUCGCCUUCUGGGAGAAUUGGUCCAUUGUGGAUGGCGCCUACUUUUGCUUUGUCACCUUGACCACCAUCGGCUAUGGCGACUUCAUGCCCGAACGCACCUUCCACGGACCGCAUGUGCAGCUCUUCGCUUGUUGCGCCUAUCUCUUGCUGGGUCUGGUCUUGGUCGCGAUGUCUUUCAGYAUACUGGAGACGCAGCUAAUGUGGAAGUGCAAACGGAUUGCGGUGCGACUGAAGUUGGCCAAUGAUUGAUARUGGCGACGUUUGUUGGCGCGUCGCAGCAGCGCCGGUGCGGUGGCGCAGUUUUURUAGUAUGUAAGCGGAAGCAGAAGUAGUAGAAAAUUUAGUUAGUAAGUUGAAGUGUUAGCAGUAGGAAGUAAAUAAGCAGGGAAAGCGUUAAAUAAUAAUCUAGUCAUACAUACAAAGAUCU